Molecule: messenger RNA, 1206 nt
Organism: Penicillium odoratum
Lineage: Eukaryota; Fungi; Ascomycota; Eurotiomycetes; Eurotiales; Aspergillaceae
Exons: 1
Coding region: 1-1206 (401 amino acids)
Source: RefSeq, a predicted model, not a curated record
AUGCAACUAUCACCAGAAUACACCUCUCCCACACCACCGACAAAUGUCCUAGCAGACUCGGAGACACCACAUCCAAGUCCCCAAUCACCAUCCGUAUCGGUAAUAAUCCACAACAAACCAAUGCCGCAAAUUCCACUACCUACCACCCAGUCCCAGUCCCAAUUCCAGUCCAAGUCCCCAGAACAAGGACAUACAUAUUUAAGCAAAAAACGACCGCGCCAAAGCUCAGCUGAAGAAGACCGCGAUACAACCCGCAAACACGGCAAAAGAUUAACAACCCGCGAAGAAGUCUCCCUCUUCGAAAUUUGCAUCCGCCACGCCCCAACAUUCGGUAAACGAAGCGACAUCUGUAACUGGUGGCGCGGUGUAGCAGAGGAAUUCACACGCGCGCAUGGGCGGCCGUAUUCCUGGCACUCGGUGCGACGGAAGGUGGAGAUUGUCACGAGGCAGCGAGUGAAGUUCCUCGAGGAUAAAGGACAGCAGGAUCCUGGAUCUGGAACUGGAUCUUUGCCGCAGAUUUCGGAGGCUUCAAUGAAUCCGGAAUGGUGUGCUGUUUUGGAUCUGUGGACUCCUACUUGGGUACGGUUCCAAGAGGCCGAGGCGAUCAGGAUCGAGAAGCGGGAUGAGAUGAUUCGGCGGAGGAGGUCGCAGGCUUCGCUGCAGCAGGGGAGGGAGGAGUCGCAUUCUGAGGGACAUGGUGUUGGUCAUGGUGGGACGGAGGAGGGUGAGACGCUUCAUGAAGAUCGAAGAGCCACGGUUGCUCCGCCGGUUGCGUAUCAGUUUCUCUCUUUACCAGCUGGUGUGAAACUUCCUCCUGGGUUUGAAUCUAUGUACUCAAACUCCUCACUACCAGCGAUACGGCCGCGAAUGCCGAACAAUCCGCCAAAUAAAGGCACAGUGAAUACGAUGGAAACGUUGCGCAAACUUAACAUGAGUCCAGAUCGACAGGCCUCGCCAGUGCUUUCGCCUCUGGUACAAGCAGCCUCCGAGUCUAGUGCCAGUCUCUCGGAUACAGAACACCGGACAAACGUGUCUGGAUCCGGAUCUCUUGAUAUCGAGCGGAUCAAGGAAGAAUUGCGUCGGGAGAUGCAAGUUGAGAUAAGAAGGGAAUUGGACCGGGACCGUGCUGUCUUCCAAGCGAAGCUGGAUUCUGUGCAAAGGACCCAGGAGAUGAUUCUUCAGAUGCUGCGACAGCAGCGGUCUUAG